AUGCACCGUCCUGGAGAUGAUUAUCCGCUCACAACAACGGGGUAUCAUACGUUUUAUUUCAGUGCUGAGAACAACAACCUCUCCCUUCAAACCCCAAAAGAGCAUGCCACAUCUUCAUACAGAGCAAACAAAUGGGAAGAGGAUAGGGUGCAAUUACUUUUACUUGUGCCGAAUACACUCAAGCUUUUUAUGUCAACAGACGACAACGACGACAGGGAUGUAUGCGUCAUCAUGCGAAAGUUGGAUGUUGACGGCAAUGUUCCUCUGAAUCUGAUUAUCGACAACCUCAAGCUCUACAAGCGAAACGGUCCGGCUGCUCGACUGUGUGCAUCCAAACGUGCUUUGGGUCAAGAUUCUAUGUUGUCAGAGGAGCAACGGAAACAAAAAAUUCCCAAUGAGCUCUGGCUUCCGUACGACAAGGAAGAAAAAGUACAAUCUGGAACGAUAGUGGAGCUCAACAUUCCUGUCUGGCACACCUGUAUAGCCUUUGAGGCUGGCGAAUCCAUGCGUUUGGAAGUCAACGGUCACGAUUAUAGGUUGCAUGAAUGGGCAGACUUGGGGCCAUUGGAAAAUCCGAAUGAGGGAACACAUACAGCUCACACAGGUGAAGACUAUCCGUCACAGAUGGUUCUUCCUCUCAACAUCUGA
Molecule: messenger RNA, 648 nt
Organism: Colletotrichum destructivum
Lineage: Eukaryota; Fungi; Ascomycota; Sordariomycetes; Glomerellales; Glomerellaceae
Product: Putative Galactose-binding-like domain superfamily, xaa-Pro dipeptidyl-peptidase
Exons: 3
Coding region: 1-648 (215 amino acids)
Molecular function (GO): dipeptidyl-peptidase activity
Source: RefSeq, a predicted model, not a curated record